GAUUAUUUAGUCAAUUAUUAUUCAGUUUAAAAAUAUUUCUAGUUAAAAAUAUAUGAAUCAAGAUGUCCUAAGUGACUAAAAUUACAUGAAUUUUACUGUAUUGAGUUGAAUAGAGGAAAAAAAAAAGAUACAGAAAAACUUUUCCGAUAAUAUUAAUCGUUGUAUAAUGAAUGUCGCGUGCGACGGGGGACGAUUAGUGCAGGUGUGACGAUGAGGUUUGAGGUCGGUGAGAAAAGAUGCAUAUUCCAAGUCUAGGCUCUAGGCGGCUGGUGAUGGAGAUCAUUGAUAUCUGUCUUCACUUCAGUCUAGGUUAGGGUCGAUUAGACACGGACCCAAGUAUCAGAAGGUGAAACAGAAGAAAAAAAAGAGAAGUUGGCUUUUUAAUUAGCCACAGAGAGGAAGAUGAGAGAAGAGAUGGUAAGUAAUAUUGAAGAAUCGAGGGAUAAUUUUUAAUGAAUGUUUGGCAGACUAAAGUGAGUAAAAAAGGGUGAAAUUAAUAUGAUGAGAAUUCAUAGAAUGAUGAGCAGUCCAUCGGAGCGUAAAGUUGGUGUGCUCGUGGCAUGGAAGGCGUGCCAGAGUCCGCCCAGCCCCUGCUGGUCGAGGGUCGCGAGGUCGCACGUCGACAAACCCCCCACUUCAAGUUCCACACUUGGUCCCUUCUCUCAAGCUUUAGCUUGAUAGAGCACGCGACGGACACGCCAAAGCGUCACCUCGUUCUCUUCACGCUCGUGGCCUGGCUACUCUAGAGAGAGCAGACCUCACCAGCACCAAGCAGAAGUAUAACCGUAACCCCCGAGAGUUAGUUCAGAUUCUCUGGACCUUUCAAACCAGUGAAUACCACUUGCUGCUCUUCUUGUUCAAUUCAUUCUUCAGUAGCUGCUGCUGCUGCUGCUUCUUCCCACUCUCUUCUCUCAUCUGGCUGGCUUUCCCUCUUCAGACACGCGAGAGUCCUUUACCUGCUGGCAAUCUGAAGCCUCGUGGUCGACCACCAACUCUUCAGUUCCUGCCAUCCACUCCACAACGGAGCCACACGGGAUCCAACAGUGUCACGCGAAUUCGUCUAAUUCGGGAUCGACCAGCCUUAGUGACAAGUGUCUCUUGAUCAUCAAAGUUUGAAGUGAUGAGGAAUCCUAUUCACGAUGGAUUUGUUUAGUGAAUCCAGCAUAUAAAUUAUCACUGGCUUCAGAAACACACACAGACAUCAGGAAAAGCACCUUUGGAUCUUCUUUCAUUCACUCAACGUCAACAGUUUUGAAGUGUCAGUAAGGAAAGGAAUUUUACCAGUCGUCAUCGUCGUCGUGUGACAACAUGCCGCAUACUGGUCAAGCUGGAGUGAAUCAAUUAGGAGGAGUAUUUGUGAAUGGACGACCUCUUCCAGACUGCGUCAGACAACGAAUCGUCCAAUUAGCACUUGUUGGGGUGAGGCCUUGUGACAUUUCACGACAGUUGCUCGUUUCUCAUGGAUGCGUUUCCAAGAUCCUCACACGCUUUUACGAAACAGGAAGCAUCAGACCUGGAAGCAUUGGGGGCAGUAAAACUAAGAAAUGUAUUUUCCAGCAAGUGGCAACUCCAACAGUAGUCAAGAAGAUCCUGAGGAUGAAGCAGGAGCAACCAACAAUGUUCGCUUGGGAAAUUCGUGAGCAAUUGGCACGACAAGGAGCCUGUGAUCCUCAAAGCUUACCAUCAGUAUCUUCAGUCAAUCGAAUUCUUCGAGGUGGUGGCUUGCACACUGAUCAUCCAAGUAUCGAUGCUGGAUCAUCUGCUACUUAUCAAGCUCACGUACCACCAAAUCCAGAAGCUCGAGAUGCCCUCAUGAGGACGGAUUAUCAAUUGUUUUAUCCUGGAUCACUUGGACCCCUGCACAUCACUACCAGUGGAUCAACUGGAGCUUCAAGUACACCCACGUGGAAUCCUGGCUUCUAUUCUUCACUCUAUCAAGCCACGACAUUGCAUCUGCAUCAUGGAAUGCAGCCAUUUACAUCCCUGGAUGCCGAGCGCCUAACUGAGCAACAAAAUAACCAAAGUGCUGGAGAACUAAAAUCAAGCUCAAGUUCAAUGGCAGGAAGUGAUGAUUCUUUAGACAAAAGUGAUUUAGAUGAUAACAAUGAGUCUCAAGAUAACUUCAAAUCAUUCCAAAGUUCGCCAAUAAUACUGGAAUUAGGUCAGAAAAUUGGCAGUGAUCGAAGUGCAUUUGUAAGACAUGGAACACCCAAUUCAUCAAGUACUUUUGAUAAUUCACGAACGAGUUCGACUUCUAGUGUUGCUGAAGAACAACCAAGUAGUCAUCAGACGAUACGAGAAGCUAACAUAGAUCAAGUUACAGUAGAAAACCAACCAGUUCAACCUCAAAGGAAGAGAAAUCCUUACUCGAUAGAAGAGCUAUUGAAAAAAGAUGAAAAUGAAGUAACGAGUAAACGACCAAGACUCAUUACUGCUGGAGUUGUACAACCUUGUGGAAUAAUUGUAGGCAAAGAAGAUUAGUUUGUUAACAAAUAUUAAGUCAUAAAUAAAUCUGUUCUAACAAAUGAAAAAAUUUUACAUUUAGGCUAUUAAAUUAUUGUAAAACUGUAGAGUAUAUUAUGUAUUAAAAACAGAUUAAUAA
Molecule: messenger RNA, 2602 nt
Organism: Chelonus insularis
Lineage: Eukaryota; Metazoa; Arthropoda; Insecta; Hymenoptera; Braconidae
Gene: Poxn
Product: Pox neuro
Exons: 8
Coding region: 1309-2481 (390 amino acids)
Biological process (GO): anatomical structure development; regulation of transcription by RNA polymerase II
Molecular function (GO): RNA polymerase II cis-regulatory region sequence-specific DNA binding; DNA-binding transcription factor activity, RNA polymerase II-specific
Source: RefSeq, a predicted model, not a curated record